Messenger RNA from Carassius auratus (goldfish), 796 nucleotides. Its product is annotated as NXPE family member 3-like. The record is from RefSeq and is a predicted model, not a curated record. The transcript has 2 exons. NCBI's taxonomy places the organism in Eukaryota, Metazoa, Chordata, Actinopteri, Cypriniformes, Cyprinidae. Bases 137 to 667 code for a protein of 176 amino acids.
CUCUAUAUAAAUCAGUGCAGGGACAGUUUGACCAAAAAUAAAAAUUUGGUCAUCAUUUACUUACACACUUAUCGUUCAAAAGUUCAAGCUAUGGUUAUAAUAUUUAUUUCACAUAUCUUGAUUAGGCAUAAAAAGAAUGGACCUCCACACUCAUCCUGGGGGUGGCCCACUAAUGGCUGUGGAGCUGAAAAAUAAUAUCAUUGUUCACUGGAGGGUACAUGGUGUUCCUUUGCGAUUUGGUAAAAUAAUGCCUAUCAUUGACCUACAUUACAUCAGCAAUGAUAUUGAUGAAAUAGCCGGUGGGGCUCAUGCAGUCAUUGUCUUCACAUACUGUGCUCACCUGGUUUUUCACCCAAUAACAUUUUACAUAUAUGAAGUGGCCAAAAUCCGCCAGUCUGUUGUUGCACUGCUGAGUCGUGCUCCAGAGACAACCGUCAUCAUCAAGUCUGGAAACACUGCUGGACUAAAGAAUAUUUAUCAAAGUGAUUGGCACAUGUUGCAGUUGAACACUGUGAUGCAGGAGAUGUUCAGAGACAUUGAUGGAGUCAUCUUCAUAGAUGUCUGGCAGAUGACUUCCUGUCACUAUCUACGUGAAAACAUUCACCCAGGACCCGUCGUCAUUGGCAAUGAAGUUGACAUGUUGUUGUCAUAUAUCUGUCCUGCCUGAGGCCUGUUCAAGUUGAUUUGGUUCUAUUUGGAAACCUACCUGGUCGGGGGAAGACUAAUCAAGUUGUUACUUAACCGGAUUUCCUCUAAUACUGACCUGAUGAAAAGAUCUCUUGGUUAUCAGAUUUGU